AUGGGAAAUAUAAUUUGUUUUAAAGUAGAGUCUUCAGCAAUACAUACAGUAACAGUUGAUGAAAGCACUAAAAAUAUUUAACCAAUACAAAAAUCAAAUACUUAGACUUCUUUAAAGCAUUCAAAUGAAAUCAUUCCUUCACCUUCGAUAUCAUAAUAAGAGCAAAAUGAUAAGAUAUGCUAGAUGUGUACCAAAACAAUAAGUUUUACUUUUGUUUAAAUUAAUUGCUAAAAAAAUUGUCUUUAUCAUCCUAUCUGCAUAGAAGAACAUAUUAAAAAAUUAAUAGAUUCAGAAAAAUAAAUUAUUAAAUGUGGAUGUGGCACUAAAAUUAAUACAAAUUUUCUAAGAUUGUCUUCAAUUCCUGGAAAAAUGAAUUUACUUUCAAAAAUUUUUGAAAGACAACUUGAUUAUAUUUUAGGUUCCUCAUAACAAAUAAGAAGAGAUAUUGAAAUACAAAAUUAUGUUAAAUAAAAUCGAUAAAGAAAAGAAUAUGGUGACUACAUUCUAAUUUAAUAAGAUACCUUGAUAUAUGAAGAAACCCCCCAAUGA
Molecule: messenger RNA, 549 nt
Organism: Paramecium pentaurelia
Lineage: Eukaryota; Ciliophora; Oligohymenophorea; Peniculida; Parameciidae
Source: the annotation of a GenBank genome assembly